Messenger RNA from Esox lucius (northern pike), 1807 nucleotides. RefSeq names its product phosphatidylinositol transfer protein, alpha a (gene pitpnaa). Gene Ontology annotation, cellular component: cytoplasm. Gene Ontology annotation, molecular function: phosphatidylinositol binding; phosphatidylinositol transfer activity; phosphatidylcholine intramembrane carrier activity. The transcript is spliced from 13 exons. NCBI's taxonomy places the organism in Eukaryota, Metazoa, Chordata, Actinopteri, Esociformes, Esocidae. The record is from RefSeq and is a predicted model, not a curated record. Gene Ontology annotation, biological process: phospholipid transport. The coding region runs from base 340 to 1152 and encodes 270 amino acids.
GCUGGGUACACCCUUCGCCAACACUGUCCCAGCAGAUUCGCCUUUAAUGAGGAGUGAAACGAGAAGGACUGGAAAACAAAACCAGGUGGACUAGUUGACAGUGCAGAGUUCUAUAUGAUUCGUUUAUCAUACGGAUACAUGCUGGCUUAACGACCGGAGGCGUGGUCGCCACCAGGACGCCGCGCCCCUUUUGGUGAAUGUCAGGAAGUGAAUUAAAUAAAAAUUGGAGCGCAAAACCGCGGAGGCUGUGGGACGUAUUCAGACCUCUACCGAUUUCGAGAUAUCACCUGCGGAGUUUAGGGUUCUGAAUGCUGUAUAUACACCGACAACGCUGCAAAGAUGCUCAUUAAAGAAUUCCGAGUCAUCCUCCCAAUAUCUGUAGAAGAAUACCAAGUUGGUCAGCUUUACGCCGUGGCAGAGACCAGUAAGAAUGAGACGGGCGGUGGAGAAGGGGUGGAGGUGCUGAAGAAUGAACCCUAUGAGAAGGACGGAGAGAAGGGCCAGUAUACCCACAAGAUCUAUCACCUGCACAGUAAAGUGCCAAACUAUGUGCGUGUUUUGGCUCCGUCUAGUGCUCUGAACAUCCACGAGAAGGCUUGGAACGCAUACCCCUACUGUCGUACAGUUAUUACUAAUGAAUACAUGAAGGACAAUUUUCUGAUUAAGAUUGAGACGUGGCACAAGCCUGACCUGGGAGAUCAAGACAAUGUUCACGGAUUAGACCCGGCGAUAUGGAAGAAGACUGAUGUUGUCUACAUUGACAUCGCGGACAAAACCCAAGUGGAUGCCAAGGACUACAAGAUAGAAGAAGACCCUGCCAUCUUCAAGUCAGAGAAGACUGGCAGGGGCCCAUUGGGGCCUAAUUGGAUGAAAGAGCUUUCUAGUAACACGAACACCCCCCACAUGUGUGCCUACAAACUGGUCACAGUUAAUUUCAAGUGGUGGGGAGUCCAGAACAAAAUUGAGAACUUCAUCCAGAAGCAAGAGAAGCGACUGUUUACCAAAUUCCACAGACAGUUGUUCUGUUUGAUUGAUAAAUGGAUUGGUUUGACGAUGGAAGACAUUCGACGCAUCGAGGAGGAGACCCAAAAGCAACUGGAUGAGAUGAGAGAGAAGGAUCCAGUCAAAGGGAGUUCUGCGACUGAGGACUGAGGCUGUGACAAUCUGUGACUGAGACCUCUUCCUUGCCCCAGUCCUUUGGAAUGAUACAGCUGUGCACUUGAACUGAGCCUUUCUCCAUCUCCUCCGUGCUUCCAAGGUCCCUUUCUGUACCUCAGAAGUCAGCCCACGUAGGAUCCUCACCAGUCCUGUGGUCCGCAGCCAUCUCUCCACUGUUGGCUAUCAUAUUUCUUAUAUGAUGGCCACCAGUAGUAGUAUAUUUUAUUGCCUUUUGUUUUAUGGACAAAGUUUGGUAUGUUUAAUUUCACCCUGUUUUGUUCUCUUGAGUAUUCUGAAGCACACUUCAGAAUUUCCGUACUCCCUUGUUGGUUACAGUACAUAUUCCUUGCCUGGGGAAACUGCAGUGGACAACCUGCAUCAGGCUGAAGUCCAGGGGUAGUGUUAUGGCUUUGGGCUUCUUGGGGGCUGAUAUGGAAUGGUCUACCUAUUUAUGCUCUCUUUGAAUAGAGAUUUGAGUAAAAAAACAAACACUUCCUCUAUUGUAUUUUUCUGUAUUUAUUCACGGGGUACUUUCAUUUCUGAUAUUAUAUUAUUUAAUUAUAUUGUGCUUUAUUCAAUUGAGCACCAUUUUAUUGGUUUAUACCGCCUACUGGUAUAUGUAUUCAAUAUUAAAACCAAUAUUUAUACA